Messenger RNA from Triticum dicoccoides, 816 nucleotides. RefSeq lists its product as uncharacterized. The record is from RefSeq and is a predicted model, not a curated record. The transcript has 6 exons. Lineage: Eukaryota; Viridiplantae; Streptophyta; Magnoliopsida; Poales; Poaceae. The coding region runs from base 21 to 461 and encodes 146 amino acids.
CUCCCAAACAGUUAAGCAUUAUGGCCUCCAACAACAACAAAACAUCGAAGGGGGGCAGUAGCAAGACGGUUACUCCACAUAAGAUUCAUUCGGCUUCACCAACACCUAAUACUCGACAACAUGAUGCCCUGAAUGCAAGGGAUGUCGCGGGGGACAAUAGCAAGACGGUUACUCCAAUGAAUAUUCAUUUGGCUUCGCCAACACCUAAUACUCGACAACAGGAUGCCCUGAAUGCACGGGCUGCAACGGCUAGUGGUAUGCCUUCGAGUGGAAGGAAACUAUCCACAACAGAGAAGCAGAAACAAAGCCAGGCAUCUUCUACUGAUCAACCUAGACGUCAUGCCCCAUCAUCAUCAGCGAGCAAUAGGAAUGGGCAGUCAUCAACAAGCAGUAGUCAAAGGGGGCAUGCGGAGUGUCAUGGUGCCGGAAAACCGAAGUCUGCAGGAACAAAAUACAAGUGAACUCUAUAGUAUCUUGCUUAUGGAUGGCAAACUAUGAUGCGUGUAGCAUUUCAAUCGUCCGAUCUUCAAUCAGCAUACUCUACCUCUAAAAUAAUACAAAUAAUAUGUGUAUUGUACUCUCUGAUAAAUUGGUUGUAAUUUAGUCGCUACGUAAGUGGAACCAAGAGAAAUAUAUGAAUCUGUUACAUGUAGCGGUUUGUAAUUGCCUCUCAACAGAUUUGCACGAUGCGCCUAGUCCAUAUUUAUGUUUUGUGUAUUGAGUUCACAUAUAUUGUAUUUGGGAUUUGGGGUUGCACUAAUAAGUAUUUGAGAUUGUGUAACUCGCAAACAUUGUACAUUUAUCUUAAAGUAUUUU